GGAACAGCGUCGUGACUGGACCCGCAUUUUGCUAUUGUAGCUCUCACAUUGCCGCGCUAUGCAGCACCGGUGAUGUGUAUGAACUCUGUUUUGGAAUAGACGCAACCUGACGCUUCCCGCUUCUAGUGCAGUGCCGUGGUGUGUUCCCCGCUCUUCCCGAUUUCUCUCGCGGUGGCUUUGGCUGUGGUUUGUUCCGUCGUGUUGUCUGCUGCGGUUUCUGCAGUGGGUGUAGGUGGAGUGGGAACAGCGUUUUUGUUCGUGAAAGGGGUUUGGAGAGGUUUUCAAUCUUGUUCAGCUCGAAAAGUGCUUUUUCUUCCAUCCUCCGUUGGGUGGUCCUUGAGGGGGUGAAAGCCCAGCCUGCUUGUUAAGUUGAGUUUUUUUUUUUUUUUUUUUUUUUUUUUUUUUUAUAAUAAAACUCGUGGGAACUGCGCAUAGUUGUACCCUUUUUAUUCUGUGGAAAUGUGAGGGGUGCUGGAGUGACCUGAUUCCCGCCAAGCUGGCUCUUGCUUAGAUUUCAAAUGGGACUAAUUUAUGAGAAGCGUCAGAGUAUACUUUUUGUUGCCCCUUGUUGCUGCCCCGUACUGUCCAGCUGUGUAAUUCCUAUCUCCUAUCUCAGUUGUCCUUGCGCUCCGUCUGGGUUAUCCUUCCCUUGUAACCACGAAAUUUGCAAUCGUAGUCUAGUAGACAAUGUUUUUUGAAGCUGCCUCUUGCUCUGUCCUUUGCCCUCGCCGACCUAAUGGCAACUGCUCGAGAGUGAUGCUCUGAUGUCGACAUUGACGAUUUCAAAACGGAUGCGAGCUAGAUCUCUUCUCGUCUCUCUUCUAUUCUUGCAAGAUUGGCAAUGCAGGAAUGAAACAAGAGGCAUUUAGUCGGAUGCAUAAACAAUAGUCUUACGCCAGCUUCUUCAUCUCUUCACUACUUGGGCGUGUUUUGGAUCUGAAGAGGGUGUAUCACUCCAAGUAACAUUUAUUUUUUGGGGGGCGGUCGAAGUGAUCGGGGUUCAGAUAAGUUACUUUACACUUCUACGGAAGGUAGGAGGGUUGCCGCUAAUGUAGAAACUAUGUAUCAGCACGAUACGAAUACUGAAGGAAUUUCACAAAGUCUUCCGGAUCCUCAAGCUCCACCUGAGAAUCUGAGAUCGAUUGAAACAGAAUCGAUCGAAGUUAAAGUAGAGCCGAUCCUGACACGCGUGAACUCCAUCGAAGGUGGUGCUAGGCGAAUUGCGACGCAGGAGAAGCUGAAACAGAAGGUUCGACGAAUUAGACACUAUUUGAAAAUACAUAAGGACGAGCAAUGGCAUGGGUUCAAAAUUGCACUAGCAGUACUAUUGAGCUCGACACCGGUUCUCGUAGGACCCCUUUACGACUAUUUUGGAAUGAAUAGCUUGUGGCUUAUCAUCAGCGUUAUUAUUAUUUAUGAGCCUACUGUGGGUAGUUUUUUGUCUAAGGGAAUACUACGCAUGAUUGGGACAGUGUCAGCAAUUUUGGUCGCUCUUGCAUGUUCUGAAAUGACGGAAAUUUCCGGGCGAGCCGAGGUGUAUCUGAUCCCUGUGUUCUUGUUUAUGGGGUCAUGGUUGCUUGGUUUUAUUAGACAGGUGCCUCCGGUGAAGGAGAAGUACGAUUAUGCUGCCCUUACCGGAUUUGCUACAUUUGGAUUUCUCACAUUGAGUGAGUAUCGCACACAUGAGGGACCAAGGCUAGCGGGGUUGCGGAUGUUGCUUAUACUUGUGGGAUUUGCCAUUUCAUUUGGGGCCAACAUUGGUAUUAAGCCGAAUUUUGCAGGCAAUGAGCUGCAUAAAGUGGUUGCUGCGCAUUUCGAUAAAAUCGCGCUUGCACUGGAAACAUGUGUUCAAGCAUAUGUAGCAGGGAGUCGGAUGGCAGAUUUUGAGAGAAUUUUAGAGGGACCUGAACCUGAAGAUGUUGUGUAUGAAGGAUACAAAACCGUUAUCCUUGCAAAAGAAAAUGAAAGUGCAUUGCAUGAAUUGGUGGUAUAUGAACCACCUCAUGGUCAUUUUGAGUUGAAGUAUCCGUGGGAUCUGUAUAAAGAUGUCUCGCGACAAUGUCGGCACUGUAUGUACAUAGUGUUAGCCAUGGAUGGCUGUCUUCGAUCAGAGAUUCAGUGCCCUGUUAAUAUACGUCAACUUCUAUCUCGCCCUAUGACUCGCCUUGCUGGAGAAGCGAUCAAGGUAUUAGAAGCUAUGGGAGAAUGCGUGUCAGAAAUGAAAAUGGUGAAUCUUCGACCUUACAUCACUGCCGUAGAUGCUGCAGCAUUGGAUCUGCAGAAAGAACUGCAGGAGAAAGCAACAUUACUGAUAACCCCCACUCCCGAGACCGACAGAUGGGUGGAGAGUUUCUUGGAUGAAGACGACGAAAGAGCUAGGGCCAGCAUGUCCAGCAGUAAAGCAAGGCGUUCUGCAGCAGCAGCCGAGCUAACAGAAGGGAAGCGUGCUUCAACAGAGGACGACGAAUCCGUGGAGUUCUCAUUUCCGAUCAUGCAGGUAGAAGAGGUACUUGACGAAGGUUAUCUCCACACGGACUCAUAUGGUCAUCAAAGCCGUGUGACACCAGGGCGCAGCCUUGGUAAUACAGGCCUUCUUCAAAGUACAUCUUCAGACCUGCAAGAAAGACAUCGUUAUUCAGCGGAACUCACGGACAUGGAACCUCUUCCCCCCGCCUCCGGCCAGGGGUCCUUAACUGAUCGGAUUAAUCGAAAACCCAGCAGUCGACAAUUGAUGGUUCCUGUUCCGGGAGGAAUUGCAGUUUUUUCAUUAGUUCAAUUUGUAUGUAGUCUGGUAGAAUUCGUGGCCAAGUUGAACUUGUUGGUCAAUUGCGUCAAUACCUUAAGCGAGAAGGCUGGCUUUACUUGCGAUGGUAGGAUCUGGUCUAGCAGAGAGAGUGCUGAGCGGCGAACACGCUUAGAAACGGUGACUAAUAAUUUAUGAUAGUUGAUCCGUUCUUCCGGUGCCAAACCGGCUGCUGACUGCUUUACCUCGUCGGCUGGUUCAGGAUUUCAACUUUUAGGCUCUGGUACCACAAAAGUGGUGCACCACAGAACGUUUGUACCUUCUUCUACUGGCCUGCCGGCCUGCGACCUUCUGUCCAAUUCACUUCCCUUCUUGUGCUUUCUUGCUC
Molecule: messenger RNA, 3131 nt
Organism: Physcomitrium patens
Lineage: Eukaryota; Viridiplantae; Streptophyta; Bryopsida; Funariales; Funariaceae
Product: aluminum-activated malate transporter 4
Biological process (GO): malate transport
Source: RefSeq, a predicted model, not a curated record